CGGACUUUAUGAUCUCACCAGAAUUUUGUUUUCCCCUUCGAAAGACAUAUUCAGGAUAGUUAGGAAUUGUCAAUUAUGCUCGCUCCAGCCCAGCGCGCUUUCCCACGCGCUCUUUGCGUGCGUCCAUCGCAAGCCUUGUACACCCCUCGAAUUCAGCAAGCAGCAUGGAUCUCGACAUCUUCAAUCAGGUCGGCAACGGCUCUUGAGCGGCAAGAUAAUUCCGGUCAAUCGCUCACAGCCUCUGGCAAGGUCCGGAAGGAGGUGCCUUUACCGAGCCAGGAGAAGAAGGAGGGUGCAAUGCAAUAUGUCCUGACUACUCUCGAUCAAGUUGCCAAUUGGGCUCGCCAGAGUUCCCUGUGGCCCAUGACUUUCGGCCUGGCUUGCUGUGCUGUCGAAAUGAUGCACUUGUCCACACCUAGAUACGAUCAGGAUCGUCUCGGAAUUAUUUUCAGAGCUUCGCCACGACAGUCCGAUGUCAUGAUUGUUGCGGGUACAUUGACAAAUAAGAUGGCACCGGCUCUUCGGCAAGUUUACGAUCAGAUGCCUGAUCCACGCUGGGUUAUUAGCAUGGGAAGCUGUGCAAAUGGUGGCGGCUACUACCACUACAGCUAUUCUGUUGUUCGAGGAUGUGAUAGAAUUGUACCUGUUGAUGUCUAUGUCCCGGGCUGCCCCCCUACCUCCGAGGCACUGAUGUAUGGAAUCUUCCAGCUCCAAAAGAAGAUGAGGCAUACAAGGAUAACCCGCAUGUGGUAUCGCCGUUAAAUUUGUUGUGAAUGCUCUGCCUAUUUAGGAUUGUGAUAAGUAGUUCGGAAGGAGGGAUGUGAGAAUAGAUUUCUUAUUGCCAAGUUCUGUAUAAAUUUCAUCAAAAUGAAAUCAACCCAUCAAAUUUCUUUUCCAUUGGCGUUCGCGACGUGCACCUGAUCUGAUAGUUGUAAUUUUUAAGAUUUAGUCCACAUGAUGUUGGUCUCCAGCUGCUUAUUGCUCUGCAAGCUCCCCUUAAACAACAAGCGGUAUGUUGAAUCACAAAACAACUCAUCCUCUAAUAGUUCAUUUACAGGAGUGACGGCGCUUGAGUCUCACUGGGGGGUAGGCAUUAGCUUAGCUCUAUAGCUCUAGUAAG
This is a messenger RNA of Aspergillus ochraceoroseus IBT 24754, 1120 nucleotides long. Its product is annotated as NuoB/complex I 20 kDa subunit family protein. Gene Ontology annotation, molecular function: quinone binding; 4 iron, 4 sulfur cluster binding; NADH dehydrogenase (ubiquinone) activity. Gene Ontology annotation, biological process: electron transport coupled proton transport; aerobic respiration; mitochondrial respiratory chain complex I assembly. NCBI's taxonomy places the organism in Eukaryota, Fungi, Ascomycota, Eurotiomycetes, Eurotiales, Aspergillaceae. The record is from RefSeq and is a predicted model, not a curated record. The transcript is spliced from 4 exons. Bases 76 to 762 code for a protein of 228 amino acids.